UGAGCUAGUUGACGUCAUCGCGGUAUGGGGGAAGGGACUUGGAUUUCUAAAGAGCAAAGGUGUAUUUACACAGACUUUUACGUAUAGAUAAGUAAAAAAUUUCAUUGGACGGAUUCGAACCAGAUCGUUAACGAUGGCAUGACGGUGAUCUUACGGUGACUUUUUUUUUGAUGAACCGUUUGAAUCAGAUUUCGGAUUUUGUUGCGUUUUGGUGAGAAUUAGACGGGAAAAAAACUUCCGCGUAAACAAGUAAUAUGCCGAAGCUCGGUGUUAUAGUGAUCGUGCUCUUCGUAUUUCCUAUAGAGUUGUUGUCUAUCCAGGUCACAGUUACUGAAACAGAAAGACGCACAACUUUAUUUGCUUCAGUUAUUCUGCGCUGUGAUUACUCCACCUCUGCCAGUUCACAAGAUGUUCUGGUCACGUGGCGAUACAAGUCCUUCUGUUUGGAUCCAGUGCUGGAAUAUUACUCAACUGCGUAUCAAGCAGCUCUGGCAAUGAAGCAGGACCCAGCCAAUGACUGUCCAGACAGUAAGCGAACUGUUCGCAUAGUGAUUCAGAAGAGGGGAAUGAAUGAAGCGACACUCGGGCCUGAGUAUCGAAAUCGCAAGAUCACCAUACAAAACAAUGCAGACCUGGUUAUCAAUGAGGUCAUGUGGUGGGACAACGGCAUGUAUUUUUGCUCCGUCGACGCACCGGGUGAUGUUGUGGGGGACUCUGACAAGGAAAUCAGGCUCAUUGUGUAUCAUUGGCUGACAGUGCUGCUUAUGAUUCUUGGAGCUUUGCUUCUGAUCAUAUUAUUUGGCGUCUGCUGCUGCCAGUGUUGCCCUCAGAGCUGCUGCUGCUAUGUGCGCUGCCCCUGUUGUCCUCGAACCUGCUGCUGCCCAGAAGAUGCUGUGAUGCGCCACAGAAUGAUUCGUGAUGCUCAGAAGGGAAUGGUGCCAUGGUUUAAUGGCCAUCCCAUUUAUGCUCCUAUCGCCUCGAAUGCAUCUUCUCAAGGGAACCCGCUAUUGUAUUCAGGUUCUUUUUCUCAACCUCCAUCCAAAAACAACUAUCCCAUGGGCCCGAUGGUCAUUCCUUCCCCUCAGCCUGUCCCACCCUUCAUACCGCCCCAUGGAUACCAUCCCAAUGACAGCAUGAAAGGGAAUAUACCUGGAAAUAACCAGGUGUUAGAUUUUCUAGAGAACCAGGUAAGAGGAAUGGAGAUGGCACCCACGAUGUUCCAGCCUCAGCAACACUACGCAGCAGUCCCGCUUGAGCACCAUCAACCUCAAUAUAUGGCUCCACCUUCCCAGUCCAUACCCCAGGCAGUAUCCUAUCCAGCCAGGCCACCCAGCAUGCUGUCAGCCCUGGGUGACAUGGGUGUCCAAGGUGCGGAGCGCAGGGUCAUCCAGCUCCCUCCAAUCAUAGGCAGAGCAAAAUCGAGCUCUCGGCGGGCCAACGACGGUGCCCAUGGGAAAUCUAGGCAGUCUAGUCAGUCCAGUGGUAGUACUAACCCCAGUGGCCGUCAUCGGGAUGACUCCUGGAGGGAACCGGCAUCUUCACGCAGAGGGAUUCCACGCAGCUACAGUGAUCAGUCAGACUUAGAUGAAAGGCGUGGAGGUCGUGGUUCCUCGGGACGCAGGGGACGUUCGGGUUCAGAUGAGUCUCGGCCACGCGUUCGCAGUAAAGCGGAGCUGCUGGAGGAGUUGGAGCGUGCAAAUCUGAGGGACAGGAGCUAUUUGCCUCCACGCAGGAGCUCCUGGAGUUCAGUUGAGGAGGAGGAUUAUACAAAAGCAAAGCGAUCUCAAGGGAGAUUGGUUGAGAAGCCUCCUGAUUACUCUACCAUUGACAUUUUGUCUGGGGACCACAGGAGGAGCGACCACAUCUCAGAAAAGAGUUCACGCAGUGGUAGAAGCGUCGUGAUCUGAAUUCUCAUCCUUCUUUGUCCUUCAUUUCCAACCUGAUUUGUUACUACAUUUGAAUGUCUACUGGAACAGACUACUGUCAUUGGGAGUAAUGGUGCACUAUUGAGCAACAAAAAAAACAAUUGAGCACAGAUGGAUUCAAUUUGACCUCUGGAGGCUCUGCAGCUUUGUUUUUAUCUGAUGUAUUUAAGUAAGUUUGAAAUAUUAUGUGAUUACCUUUGAACAUUUCUUUGUUUUAUACUGAUAAUGGAACUGUUUUAUUAUACCUUGUUUAAUUAUUAGCUGCAAAAUAAGUUUUGUUGUAUAUUUAAUUUUUAGAUGACAGUCAGCAGGAAUUGAAUGUUGAAACUGGUUUCUGUUAUGCUACAUAUUUCAAAGUGAAAACAACAAGUGUAGGCCUGGACUCUUAUUUCCCCCUUUUUUGUUUUUUUGGUUUAAGAAAAGCUGGAGGGAGCUAAAUAAAGGUUUAAACAGGGUUCUUUUAGGAAAAAAGGUUCUUAAAAGAAAUCUCAAUUCUCCAUUUUUAUAACCCACAGAAUGCUUUUCCACUACAAACAAUUGGUUGUGUGGAUAUUGAACGUUAUUUCUUUAUGGAGCCAUACAGCCAGAUAAAGACCUUUAUAGGAACCUUUAUUUUUAAGAGUGCUGGUCUUAGAUAGAUCUGAAUGCAAAACUGUAGUGCAGAAAAAGUUAUUUUAUAGAGCCAUAUACUGUAUAUUUUUUGUUAGUUAGACCAGUACCAUGCUUUAAAGAAAACAAACGGGUUUUCAUGCUGACUUUAAAAGAGAUUGCAGUGAAGUGAAGGUUGUACAGUAGUUCAGUGAAGUUUACUUUUUACUUAUAUUUGGUGUUUGUCUGUAGUACUUGAUGUUGAUUUGUUUUGUCUUUUUGUUCUGAACUGUUAUUCAGAUAUCAUGUUUAUAUAGAGAAGGAAUUUGUUGUGUCCAUAUGAGUUUUAUUCUUUGCAUUUUCUUAAACAACAGACUUAUUUUAUUGUAUUGUUGUAGGCCAUGAACUGUACUGUAUCUGCAUCAAGGAGAAAUGCCUUUCUGGUCUUUGUAUGUCUCUUGCUGAAAUUGUUUUAGACACUGGAUGGAAAUAGGUGAAAAUUUUAUUUCAAAGCCUUUUAAAUUUUACCAUGCAUCAAUGUUACUAAAUCAGUUUUAUAAAAUACGUAUUUUAAGUAUAUUAAAGUACAAUAAUAAAAAUAAUGUAUAAAAAUAUAUAUUUUCCAAAGAAUCAUAAUAAAUCUCUU
This is a messenger RNA of Misgurnus anguillicaudatus (oriental weatherfish), 3159 nucleotides long. RefSeq names its product immunoglobulin-like domain containing receptor 1b (gene ildr1b). NCBI's taxonomy places the organism in Eukaryota, Metazoa, Chordata, Actinopteri, Cypriniformes, Cobitidae. The record is from RefSeq and is a predicted model, not a curated record. Gene Ontology annotation, cellular component: plasma membrane. Gene Ontology annotation, molecular function: high-density lipoprotein particle receptor activity.